UUACAAAUACUUUAUAAACAAGAAAACGGCAGAUUUACAAAGUUCAGUUUUGGAUGUUAGAUUAUAGAUUGCAAACACACCAAUGAAUAAAACAUCAGAGUCAGUCGAUAGACCAAUACCAUGUUUCAUGUUUAACUUUCUUGCUGAGAAGAAGUUUAAGCCAAACGAAAUGGAUGAAGAAACUUCGGAAGUGAAAAAGCCAAUGACGGAGGGAUAUAUGAAAAUAUUGGACACAAUCCAAAUGCCUGAAGACAUCCUGUGUUGUCAAUUUAAUCCAGAUGGUUCCGAGCUGGCAGUUGGGAUGGUCGAUGGAACAAUUCAGAUUCUGAACGUUCAAACAAGCAGGACGGUGUUCAGUCUGGAGCUCGAUACUUUGAACCAAUGCCGCCAUCCUGUGACACAUCUAAAGUACAUGCAUCCGACCAGACAAGACGCACUCCUCAUUGCAACAUAUGCGUCUGGGCUUGUUAAGAUGUGGAAGUGUGAUAGUCAGUAUUGUGUGCACACCAUUGACGAAAACCGCCAAACGCUGGCAGUAACGAUGAAUCCUAGCGGAAAGCGCUUCGUCACAACGGGAGCCAGCACUGGGAUUUAUGUGUAUGACGCGGUGACCAUGAAGAAAAUUAACACGUGUCAGGCCAGUGAAAGAAGGCGUAAGAUGGAUGGCCAUCGCUUCCAUGUGUUUGCAGUUAAAUACAACCCCAAUCACAGGCAUAUGUUUAUCACUGGCGGCUGGGACAACACAGUUCAGUACUGGGAUGAACGCCAGGAACAUGCCGUACAUAAAUUUUCUGGCCCUCACAUCUGUGGUGAUUCUCUUGACAUUAACCCAGUUACGGAUCAUAUACUGACUGGAUCAUGGAGGAAAGAUGAGGAACUAGAGCUUUGGGAUUUUGUAUCUGGUGAGAAAAUCAAAGAUAUUCCACAGGACAAAAAACACAAAAGCAAGGUGUAUUGUGCGCAGUAUCUCGGAAAACACAGUAUAUUUUUUGGUGGUACUGAUAACAAUAUGGCUGGUAUUAUUGAUCUCAGAACACGGACAAUUAAAGGACAGCUAUUUGAUCUACCUCAGGGCGUCUACUCUAUUGACAAUGACAGAGUUGGAAAACCGCCCAAGUUAGCAAUCAGCAGUGGGCGUCAGAUAUACCUUAUCGAGAUUUAAAUGAAGUUUGAAUGGAGGAACCAAAGAUAUCUGUAAUCUCGAGCUAACUUGGUAUCACAGACAGCGGGAGUGAGGUACUGACAGAAAAUACCCAGUAUUUGUUUAAGAAAUAUAAUGUUAACCGUGAAUGAAAUGUACAAACUCAAAUUGUAUGUGGUUAAUCUGAACUCUGUCUUGAAGGUUUUUUGUGCAUAGCCAGAGUAUAUUAAACACAAAUGCAUGAUUAAAAUGUACAUACUGUAUUUGACAAGUAUUUAUAUGAUUAAAAUCUAUCAAAGUUCA
Messenger RNA from Gigantopelta aegis, 1444 nucleotides. RefSeq lists its product as uncharacterized. Bases 83 to 1162 code for a protein of 359 amino acids. Gene Ontology annotation, molecular function: protein binding. Lineage: Eukaryota; Metazoa; Mollusca; Gastropoda; Neomphalida; Peltospiridae. The transcript has 10 exons. The record is from RefSeq and is a predicted model, not a curated record.